AUGCAGUUGAUGCGAACCGCAUUUCUGCUUGCGGUGGUCCUCCUCGUAGUAACCACCAGCACGCGCGCCGAAGAUGAAAAGAAACCAGCAGGAGCUGAAGAGAAAAAAGUCGAACCUGAAGAAGAGAAAAAAGAAGCUGAAAAAUCCGCUGAUGGCAAAGAAGAAUCUGAAGAUUCUGCCAAGCCAAAACGUGGUCUGCACUUUGGUGAUUAUCAUCAUAAAUAUGAUGCCCAUCAUUAUCAUCACUAUCCAGUGCAUCAUGAAAAAACCAUAACAGUGGUAAAAAAGAUACCCGUACCUUAUCCCGUAGAGAAAUAUGUACAUGUACCGGUGGAGAAAGAGGUCCACGUGCCCUAUGAGGUCAAAAUACCCAAACCAUAUCCGGUUGUAAAGCAUGUGCCCUACGAGGUUAAGGAAAUCAUUAAAGUACCCUAUGAAGUGCCACAACCGUAUCCCGUUGAAAAGAAGGUACCCUAUCCAGUACAUGUGCACUAUGAUCGUCCAGUGCCCGUUAAAGUACACGUACCAGCACCAUAUCCCGUUGAGAAGAAAGUACAUGUACCGGUUAAAGUGCAUGUACCUGCUCCUUAUCCGGUCGUAAAGAGAGUGCCUUAUCCCGUUGCCGUACAUGUAGCCGUUGACAAGCCAUAUCCUGUAGAGAAGAUUGAACAUUAUCCCGUUGAGGUGCAUUAUGAUAAGCCAGUGCCCUAUCAUGUGGACAAACCAGUACCCUAUCAUGUUGAAAAACCAGUGCCUAUACCAGUUAUCAAGAAAGUGCCAGUACCAGUACAUGUGCCCUAUGAUCGUCCAGUGCCUGUACAUGUUGAGAAACCAGUACCCUAUGAAGUCAAGGUUAAGGUGCCAGCACCUUAUCCAGUUGUCAAGGAAGUGCCAGUUAAAAUUGAGAAACAUGUACCUUAUCCCGUUAAGGUACCUUAUGAUAAACCUGUGCCGGUACAUAUAGAAAAACAUGUACCCGAAUACCAUGAAAAACACUUCCCCUACAAAGAACCCGAAUUCCAUUACAAGAAAGUUGAACUUAAAGAAGAACAUGAACACGAAGAUUACCACGAAGAUCAUAACGAGCACGAACAUGAACACGAGCACAUAGCACACCAACAAGAAGGAGAAUAUAAACAUGAAGAAUACGGUGAUCAUAAACAGAUAGAGGAAUAUCAACAUGAAGAAGAGGAAUAUAAACCAUCCGAAGAAUAUAAACAUGCCGAAUAUGAAUCUCAAGAGGAAUACAAAUCUGAAAGUCAUGAAGAAUUAUCAGAGCAUCACUAAUGAAAUUCCGUCUGAUAAGAGUGUCUCAGUGUAAUAGAGAAACCUCAGAGAGCAUUAUUUGUGAUUAUGUGAUAGGUAUUGAGAGAGAGAUUUUUAAAGAGAGAGAGAGUGUCAAAAUAGGUAAGAAUGGCGAAAAGAAGAUGAAAGUAUAUACAAGCGAUCUAGCUAACGUUUAAAGGAUUAAUGAUGUGAUUAAAACUGAAACGAUUAAAUAUUUAAAAUUAGUUUAAAACUAAGUGAUAUUAAACACAAACUAACUAAUACAACUUUAAGUAAAAAUCCUAACAAAACUUCUAGGGUUUACGUUUAAAACUCUUAAUACUUCUUUUCGUUAAAACUUACUAACUUUCAUACAAAACUUUAACACUUUCUUCAUAUUAACCGAAAAUCAUAACUCCCAUAGUAUUCUUUAAGUUUUAAUUAAUUUCUCUGAAAUUUAAUUAUUAUAAAAUAAUUUAAGUAAUUUAACUCUAAUUACUAUCUACAGCUUAUUGUAAAUAACAAAUAUAAUACUUUAAGUUAAGAAACUAGAAAAAAAAAGUAAUGUCAACUUUAAAUUAUAAAACUAACACUUGUUUAAAGCUUAUUUAACUUAUAACACACAAAACCAAAACCUUCUUCUCUUUGCAAAAGGCCUUAACAACCAAUGCCUUUUCAGCUCCUCCUCUUCCUUCAAAGAGUUUAAAAAGGUAUUUGAUUUUGUUUUAGUUAACCUCGUGCUAAUAACUCGUCCAGUUAGAGAAAAAGCGUAAUAAAAUAAUUUAUUAUUUAAGACUUGUUAAUGUAUUUACACAAAAAGAGAUUAAACUAAUUGUUAAUUUGAAACAAAAAUUAAAAUUAACAAUUAGUUCUUUAGUUUAAUUUAAUUUAGCUUAUAAUUAAAUUUCAUUUGUUUUAAAGGAAAAAUUAUUUUCUUUAGAACAUAUGGAAUCUUCUGUUCUACCAAAUAAUUUUUAUUUUGUUAAGCAACAUAAUCAAAAUAAGAAUGUAUAAAGAAAAGAAGGAUGUUUGAAAAAAAAAUAAAAUAAAAUAUCUCAUAAAAUUGAGAUUGAAAAAAACUACAAAC
Messenger RNA from Lucilia sericata (common green bottle fly), 2353 nucleotides. Its product is annotated as extensin-like. Lineage: Eukaryota; Metazoa; Arthropoda; Insecta; Diptera; Calliphoridae. Bases 1 to 1287 code for a protein of 428 amino acids. The transcript has 3 exons. The record is from RefSeq and is a predicted model, not a curated record.